CCGGUCUCCAGAAUUCCUCCAUGACGCGUUUCCGGUGCCCUGUGUCGUCGUGUCCAUGAAAUCCCUCCAGGACCCUACCACUGUCGUCUUCCUCCCCAACCCAGCCUAGUUCGAAGGGUCACUCGACCCUCCGUUCGCGAGAAUGGUUCUCUUCAAGAGAAAGCCUGUCCGAUAUCUACCUCAUCCUUACAUUGACGAUCAAGAGUGCGAUGUCUGGGUUCUAUCUGAGUCGAACGAAGUCUUUACUUCCUACGAUGCAUAUCUGGAGCGCAUGGACUUCUUCAAGUCUAAGAAGUUUACAUGCGAAGUAACCGGCCGCUCCGGCCUCAAUUUCUUCGACGCCCUUCGAAGUGAACAAGCGGGCUCCCGCGAAAUCGACGAGGCGUUCCCGCAGGCUCUCCGCGAACCGGUCUUGCGCCGAGUCCAGUUUUCUACAACGUCCCGCGUUGACAACCUGGUGGAGGAGGUGUUCAAUGAAUUCAAAAACGAUUUCUACCCAGGCGAAUUGGUAACUGUCAUCCUGAACGAUUCUUCUCGACUUAAUGGGCGAGUAAGAGACAAGGCCAAAUUCGCCGAGAUCAGAGGACCAGACGGCGGUGUGGCAAGGAAUGCAUUCUCCCGGUACUUUGUCAGGCUGAUCGACCGGCCGGAUGAGGAGGCACUUGUCGACGAUCAACACAUAGUCAGAGACCGAAAGAUCUUCACCAAGCAGAUGCUGCGCUCCUUUAUUAAGAACGCUGUCACCCGCGAGGGAUGGAUUGGUGCCCCUUGGCUGGUCAAACCAGAGAUAGCGGAGCGCUUUCGAAUUGACACCAACGUUCCUCCUCAUCUUCAAUACAGCAGCAAGGUGGCCGCGAAGAAAGCGGAGAAGAAACAUGCGUCGGUCGAGCAGCAACAAGACGGCAUGUUUGGCAUUUGGCAACCACACAGGCUUCCAGAUUUGCAGCCUGCGGUUAAGAGUCGGAAAGGCCAACAACAUCAACGACAGCAAGCAGUGCAGAUGGAUCCAUCAAUGGGGAUGUACCCUGACUAUCCUCAUAUGCGAGCCAUGCCUGACCCUGGCUUACUACCGCGUUCGUGGGAUUAUAUGCAACCGCCACCUCCUCCACCCCCAGGGUAUGAUCCUUACUACCAAGGUUACCCAAACCAGCACAUGCCUCCAAAUGGCCACUACCACCCUCCUCAAGCUCCUCCACAACCAGUACCUCAGAAGCAGGUGGCGGUAGAGAUACCACCGACGCCUCCUCCACCAAUAAAAUACCCUAUCGAUGACCUCGAUGUAGAGCCGGUGCGAGAUGGCACACAUCGACCAUCGUUGAAGUUUGUCACCGAGGAGCAAUGUCUGGACGAUAAGACGAUGGAUGAUGUAAUUCCGGACCUCAGGGAAGAGACGGUUGGCCUACUACUCGAAAUUUGGAACACCCUCAAUGUCUACUGCCAGGUUCUGAAAUUGGAUUCAUUCACAUUUGACGACUUUGUGGAGGCGAUGUUGUUUUCUUCCGUGGAGGUAGAAUGCGAGCUACUUAUCGAGGUCCACUGCGCAGUGCUCAAGCAGCUGGUGAACUCCGAGCAUCACAACGAAGGAGCUGUCCAGGUCUCCUUGCCAGACCUGCCGCAUUCCGACGACGAGGAGGAAGAAUCCGAGGAAGAAGAGAGCAAGUUGCCUACACCGACACCUGAGCCCGAAUACCCAGCCAAGCGUACGCGGAGCAGCCUUAACAAAGUCAAAUUUGCCGACGAACAACAGGAGCCUGUUCAAGAAGAAGAGGUCGAUACUGUGCCUCAUCGAGCGGCCGAAAUGCUUGGUGAAUACAGCUGGAUCGACAGACUGCGGAAACGCGACUUGAUCGACGGUGGCUGGGAAUUGGUCAUGGUCGGCUUGCUCCAUCAACUUGCCGGAAGGGACCGACUUACAGAGCGAUGCAACAAAAUCCUCCGACAUCUAGCCCCCUUGGAUGCCGAGCCUACUAUCGAGACUGCCCGAAUCCAGUAUGCCACAAUGGACAUCAACCUACGGGCAGAUGCUCUUCAGAUGAUUUGUCAGCUGUUCCUCGAGACCAAGACUGUGAAAGACUUUCUAGAAGAGAUGAGCAAUACCAUGACCCAGUAUCGAAAAUUGAAAAUCGAGCACCAGCGAGCUCGAAAGGAGACUUUGACCAAGUUGAAAGAACUGCAAAUUGAGCGCAGAGUAUUGGCGCCUGAGCCAGAGAAGUCUCCUACACCUGUGCCAGAGCUUGAAGAAGCCAUGGAGGCAGAGAAAGCUGAAGAAGGUGACAUUUCCAUUCCGGAUUCGGAGGAUGAAGAGCUCACGGUGACACGCUCGCUCCGGCGUGGCAAUGAUCGCGCUGCAGAGCGAAAGCGAAAGCGGGAACAAGAACAAGAACGAAGAGAAAAAGCGGCGGAGGCGAAGCAGAAUAAAGGCAGCAAGGAGUAUCAGAAAGUCCUAAAGCAGAUUGAAAAAGAGCGAGAAAAGGUCCAAGCUGCAGAAGAUGCAAUCCUUGUGGUCGACAAUGACCUUCGUGAGGCAGACUGUCCUCGAACGCGGGUUCUGGGAAAAGAUCGCUUCUGCAACAGAUACUGGUGGUUCGAGCGAAAUGCCAUGCCGCAUGGCGGCCUGCCCGACAGCUCGACUGCAGACGCCGAAUAUGCCAAUGGUCGACUUUGGGUACAAGGUCCGGAUGACAUGGAACGUGAAGGCUUUAUUGAAUUAUCCGAGCCCGACAAGAAUGCUUACUAUCGUCGUUUCCAGAUGACACCAGCGGAGCGUAAAGCCAUGGAGGAAGGACCAACAACACUGGUGAAGGCCAAACAAUGGGGCUUCUACGAUACAGCUGAAGAACUCGAUAUGUUGAUCGGAUGGCUUGAUUCUCGUGGUUACAGGGAGCUCAAGCUUCAAAAAGAACUCACCAUGCAGAGAGAUGUCAUCAUCAAGCACAUGGAAAAGCGUGCAGCAUACCUUGCACCACGUGAGGAAUCAGAAGAACCGCCAACAAGAAUGUCCACGAGGACGAAGACGCAUCUUAGCGACAAGACGCAUCGCUGUCUUCGAUGGAAGAACACCAGUGCCGUAGCAGAGCUGGGCCACAGGCACGUUGACCCUCCUCCGAAGCCUCGUCCACGUGGAAAGAAGCAAUCUCUGCACGAAGAGACGAAAAGCACGGGCCCUCCGGCGCUCAAUCGUCAGGGCAAGCCUGUCACAAGGUACCAUUUUUGAGGUUUCCCAAACAGUAUCAUUCGUCUCUCGUGACGAGU
This is a messenger RNA of Exophiala viscosa, 3252 nucleotides long. RefSeq lists its product as uncharacterized. The coding region runs from base 143 to 3214 and encodes 1023 amino acids. Gene Ontology annotation, cellular component: nucleus. Gene Ontology annotation, biological process: subtelomeric heterochromatin formation. NCBI's taxonomy places the organism in Eukaryota, Fungi, Ascomycota, Eurotiomycetes, Chaetothyriales, Herpotrichiellaceae. The transcript is spliced from 2 exons. The record is from RefSeq and is a predicted model, not a curated record.